Messenger RNA from Ruditapes philippinarum (Manila clam), 2136 nucleotides. Its product is annotated as alpha-2A adrenergic receptor-like. NCBI's taxonomy places the organism in Eukaryota, Metazoa, Mollusca, Bivalvia, Venerida, Veneridae. Gene Ontology annotation, biological process: G protein-coupled receptor signaling pathway. Gene Ontology annotation, molecular function: G protein-coupled receptor activity. Gene Ontology annotation, cellular component: plasma membrane. The transcript is spliced from 2 exons. The record is from RefSeq and is a predicted model, not a curated record. The coding region runs from base 301 to 1620 and encodes 439 amino acids.
GGGAAAUAUACUUUCAUAUCGGGAUGCAAUAUGGGCAAAUUAAUUAUGUGUAAGCGCUCAAGUGAUAGAGAGUAAAGUUUACGUCGAACGUGCUGUAAUAUCAGUUCAAAAGUGGCGUCUGACUCGAUAAGUUAGACAAAAAAAUCUGACAAUUUAAAUUGAAUGCUUCUGAAUUAGAUCUUUAAGAUUACUAACAAGGAGCCGUUAGUUUGAAUUUGUGUUGUUUUUUCUUUGGAUUAAUAUUUAAUGAAUUGUUCCGGAUGUAAUGAACUCAUAAGCAGUGCCAAUUAAAUCACAACCAUGAACAACAGCACCAUUUCGUUACCCGGUACGCCGGUGGGCGUCGCCCAACUUACAACUGUGUCAACGGUGGCAAACACAACACCUUUGAGCGAUGACGACUUGUUCGAGACUCUUGUCCGGUAUAACGAUGCUAAGGCAACUCUGUAUAUUCCAGUAAUAGUGUACAUGAGUGUUUUGACAGUGGUUGGAACUUGUGGAAACAUUCUAGUGUGCUGUGUGUACUGUUGCAAACCAACAAAAUCAUCCUCACAUUUUUUCAUAAUGGCGCUGGCCGUCCUUGACCUACUUACGUGUAUAAUUGGAAUGCCUACGGAAAUUACCGAUCUCAGAUAUCCGUACAUGUUUUAUGCAUCAGCAGCAUGUAAACUUUUAAGAUUCGUGGAAUCUGUUACCACAAUAGGUUCUUCUAUGAUUUUGAUAUCAGUUGCUGUGGACAGGUAUCUGCGAAUAUGUAAAUUAGGCAAAAUGAUCUCCGUGAAGGCAUCAAAAAAGAUCUGCGUUGUGGCAAUGUUUGUCGGCGUCGCACUGUCGUGGCCAGCUUGUGUGAUUUUCGGACGUGCAACCGAGGAGCUUGAGCCCGGAGUCUGGGGCGUUGACUGCUCGACUGACGACUCGAUGCACGGCACUCUUUGGCCGCCAAUUUACUACGGUUUUCUUGGACUUCUUUUCAUCUGCUGUCUGAUUUUCUUUUCUGUCAUAUACAUUCAAAUUGGGCUUCAAAUAUGGCGACAGAAGAGAGCAAAAAUCGGGCAAAAGUCAAACCGAGAAUCUGAAAUUUCGUCAAAGUCAACUCGAACGUUCAGCAGUAGCUCAGCUCAUGAAUCAAGCGACCCAGUGGAAGAGGUCAAAGGUGGUGCACCAGACGACAAUGGAUCUGAUCCAAUCAGCACUGACAUGUCUUCAGAACAAAUAAAUGACUCAUACUUGAAGAAAAAAUGCAUUAAAAAUAAUAAUAAAGAACGAAAAUUUUCCUCAAUUUCUUCAGCGAGUGUGAAAUCCUCUGCACCAACAAAGCGAAAAAUAAAAGUCACGCGGACAACUGUCGUCCUAUUUGCAGUGACGGUCGCUUAUGUAAUUAGUUAUCUGCCAUUUUUAAUUCUUAUGGUAAUAAGAAGUAUAAAAAAGGACUUUGAGGAUAAUCUAACGCCUACGCAAGAAGUGGUGUUUAAAUUCUGCGUCAAGUCAUAUUUCAUAAACAACGCCAUUAAUCCAAUUAUAUAUAGUUUCCUGAAUAUCAACUUCCGCAAAGACGCUAAGAAAAUGAUUAUGCGGAUUUUUGGCGCGUGCUGUUGUUGCAGACGACACAGUAGCGUCUGACUAUAUGAAAGGAAAUCCGACAAGAAAAGAAAAUACAAAAAUGUGUGUUUUAACGAUGAGUCGACUGAAUUGUGCUGAACUACAAAUCGGACUUACUUUUGUUGUUGCAAAAACAAAAGAAAAAGGGCAUUUACAUAAAAUACAAUGUAUAUAUAAGCUUUGUAUGGAAAGUGGGCAUAGAAUUCCAUAAAAUAUUAACUAUAUUAGGGGCACCUGAAAGGAUAAUUUCUAUUUGCAUUUGUAACUGGAUUAAAGAUCGAGAUAUAUGUAAUACCUAAAUGCAAAUUUAUGAACAGUGUUUACUUGAUCUUAACUAUUAAAGUCUGAAUAAUCUUGUGCAUUCGUGGGAGUUUAACUGUGCAUGGACACAUUUUGCAUUGACAAAUGACUGGUGCAAUUCAUAUUUAUGUAUAUAGAUAUUGUUUUAUUUAUAUUUAUUUUUGUCUUGUUUUUGCAUUUGUAUGAGACACACGAAAAUAUUUCUUGUUUGAAAGAAUUAUAAAUGAAUAAUGAUCA